Molecule: messenger RNA, 766 nt
Organism: Fusarium verticillioides 7600
Lineage: Eukaryota; Fungi; Ascomycota; Sordariomycetes; Hypocreales; Nectriaceae
Exons: 3
Coding region: 39-650 (203 amino acids)
Source: RefSeq, a predicted model, not a curated record
GUGCUUCUCUAAUCAUUAGGUUUUGGGACACUCAAACCAUGGAAUCCACGGAGGGAGCUCAUUGUGUCCAAUCUAAGGACAUACCAGACCAGCUCUGGUCUCGUCUCUUUCGAACAAGACAAGACAGCGCCCCCAUUGUAGUGAUGACUUGCGGAAUUGCUGGCGCUGGAAAGUCAACUCUCGCCAAAGCUAUCGUGACUCAACUUCCAAACUUUAAGCGACUUUCGAAUGACCAGAUCAUCUACGAGUCUCACGGUCUUUACAAAAUUGACUACCCCGCAGAUCAGUAUGAAACAUACCAGGAAGAAGCAAGCCAGAAGCUUAUCGCAGAGCUUGAACGUAUCCUGCAAGACAAGUUCAACGAUGUAGUACUAGACUUAUCGUUCUAUGAUAAAGAGUACCGCGAUGAGUACAAAGAUAUUGUUGAACGUAACGGCGGUCGUUGGGUGCUGGUAUACCUUAAUGCCAGCCGAGAUCUUCUGUGGAGCCGAAUUCAACGACGAAGAGCCGAGAGGGACUCAUUAGACGCGAAGGAUCCUGAGAGAAAUGGUGACUCAGCUUUUGAUAUCGACGAUAAGACAUUUGAUAUGUAUUUGUGCGGGUUUGAGCCACCAAAUGGCGAAGGAGAAAUCGUCAUAAAGGUAGAAUGAUGUUGGAGGCUCCAAGGAGUGCUGAACAUGCUGAAAUGUCCUUGAUAUCGUAAACGUUCCCCCGUGAACCAUCUAUUGAGACUGAUGAAAAAGCGUCGUGGCGUUCAUCAGCCACU